UAGUUUGCUGCUGACAAGGACGUCCAAGGUCGUCGAGUUCGAACCAAGAUGGCGGCAGAAAACAUUGCAGUGCGAUGAGAUAUUCUUUCGUCGUGAAAUAUACUACUUGUUCUAAGAUCCCGCCUGUACACCUAGUACCUGUUGAUGAAUUAGAAUAUAAAUAGAUUGCUCACAAGGACGUCCAAGGUCGCAGAAUUCGAACCAAGAUGGCGGCGGAGGUGGCGCCAGCCCGCACGGCGCUGUCCACCCGGAGUAAGUCGGACACGUCCGUGAACGACAGUGACCGGAGAGACUCGGUAAAGUCGGACACCUCCUCCUCCAUGGGGAGUCGCCGCGCGCCCCGGCCGCCGAUAGACAGGACGGCCCGCAGACGGAGUGUGGCCGUCAUGGACCUGGGAACACAGGCGAGGAAACCCGGACAGGCCUUUAAGGCGACUCUGGGCGGGAGCCUGCUGGCCUCACGUCGGGGAACAGCUGCCUUCAGGAGCAUGUUCCUGCCCAAACUGGACGCCGAACCGGAGGAACCUAAAAUACCGGACAUGGUCCCGUCCCGAGUGAAGGAGCUGCUGAGGAAACCGUCCAAAGACCGGACAGAGGAAGAGGCAGAGACGAUCGUGCGCACGAUGCAGAAGAUGCCCGACUUCGCGCUCUUCCCGUUCGAGAUCCAGAAACAGCUGUGCCAGGUGGCCUGGUACGACAGUUUCGGGACGGGCCGUGUGAUAAUCCGGGAGGGUCAUGCCGCGGACGGGUUCUACUUCGUCCUGUCGGGAAGACUUGUGGAGAGCUACGCUGCUGAAGACGAGGCCAACACGGUCCUUCGACAUGGGAUGAAGUUUGGGGAACGAGAGUUGCUGACGAGAACCAAGCGGAGGUCAACAGUACUGACUCAGGAGAGGACGGAGCUGUUCUGUGUGCAUGCGCAGGAUUACGAUAGAAUAUUCAACCUACAAGAGGACAGGGAGACCGCAAAUUUAAACGUCUGUAGACCGGGUUUCGUGAUAGUACCAGACAGUAGACGGUGCGACUGGAUCUACGUGGUCAAAACGGGCCAGUGUAAGGUGCUGAAGAGACUGACGCCAAACGAGGGUUGGACGGUGGACCGGCGGGAGGAGAACCGCCUCCUGCACAGCCGGGAGAUGAGACGGACGCACCAGGAGCGGAAGGAACUCUUCACAGCGCAGGGCGACAGGGACAAAGAUAACCGCGCGUUGAUCAGCGUGUUAUGGCGGAACGUGUCCACGCCGCGAGCGCCGAUCUCCGGGGUGCAGAGUUCACGGCUGGACAGCAGACAUGGCGACAGGGAAAAGGGUCCGUCCCGGAUGCAGCUCGGGUCGCGGAUAUUCGACCCGGACCCCGCAAAACCUGUUUUCGUGGUGCUGGACGUGCUGGGACCUGGACAGAGCUUCGGUUUUCGGUCGGUUCUACCCUCGUCGGAGAGAGGCGCCACAGUGAGUUUGGUCAGCAACUCUGCCGAAGUGAUCCAGAUUAAGAAGAAGUUCUUCCUGAAGUACGCGGACGAAACCGUCUUAAGUCUCAUCAAAAUGAAGUACUCGCAGUACCCGUCGCAGGAGGACGUGUUGGAGAGUCUGUGGAAGGAGCACCAAUGGGAGGACUUCAAGCGUGACGCGCUGCACCGCGCGGUUAGCAGUGUCACCUCGCGACAGGCCGCGGCACUGCAGAGACCCAAGACCACCAAAACAAACUGAGUUUAUAGCUUCCAUCCGCCUUUCUACGGGAAUACAGAUCGUAGAAUUCGACAAAAAAGAGA
Branchiostoma belcheri (Belcher's lancelet) is the source of this 1768-nucleotide messenger RNA. Its product is annotated as cyclic nucleotide-binding domain-containing protein 2-like. The record is from RefSeq and is a predicted model, not a curated record. NCBI's taxonomy places the organism in Eukaryota, Metazoa, Chordata, Leptocardii, Amphioxiformes, Branchiostomatidae. The transcript has 15 exons. The coding region runs from base 207 to 1706 and encodes 499 amino acids.